Messenger RNA from Phyllotreta striolata, 1230 nucleotides. The record is from the annotation of a GenBank genome assembly. NCBI's taxonomy places the organism in Eukaryota, Metazoa, Arthropoda, Insecta, Coleoptera, Chrysomelidae.
AGUCAGAGCUGAUUUUUUUGUAGAAGUAAUUCUGAUUUCUCGAAGAAAACACGCAAGAAUAACAAAAAUGUCUAUAGUAUUAUUGACGCAACACGACGAAAAUAUCUACGACAUAUUCAAGGGCAAGGAGACCAAUGCCCGGCAGGUCAAAUUGAGGUACAAAACUCCAGCCGAUGAGGUGAAGAUCGUUUACCCGGAACUGCAAGUGGAGAAGAAGAAGUACGGCGUGAUGGGAGCUGCGAACUACGAUUUACCAGAUCCCCAUAAUUUUUUGAAAAAACGAUCAGGUAAGCCGUGCUACCCGAAGCCCAAGAGCAAGAAGGAGCCCGCCAAGCCCUGCAUGCCCCACAAGCUGCCCGACGUGCCCAAAACGAAGGAACUGGUGAAACUGUACAGCCUACCGAAGGACGAUAAAGAUUUCAUCGUGAAGAACAUAGACUGCGUGAAGGGCCAGCCCGGCAAGGAGCACGAGCCCUGCAUGGUGACAGACAAGUACGGCAACAAAGAACCAGCGAAGGUACUCGAACCGCUGUACGUUAAGUGCCCCACGUUCGGCCAAACGCCCCACUACCUGAAGGCGUUCCUGAGGCAACGGGAAAUCGCAUUCCAGAAAAUGAGGGAGGCUAAAGUGACCAUCCAGCCGAUAUGCAAGUACCUCACCAAGCACAGGAGAACCGAAUUACUCGAUGGCAUGAAACAGAAUUGGGAGGAGCUGCAGAAGCAGUUCCAAGGUCUGUCUAUAUGCACGGAUAUUCUGCCGAAGAUACUGCGAAAAUCGAAGCUGGAGAAGCAGCUGAGGCAGUUGGAGAGGGACAUUGUGCUGGUCGAAAGACAUCCUUACAUUUACGUGUACGACGAUGAAAUCGUGUAAAUUACGUUAUUUUAGUCAUAAGUGCGUUGCGAGAAGAUGGGGUUCGUUUCAGUCGAGGUGGGAGGGAAGCUAAAUUUAUUUUAAGAAUAAAGUACAAACGUGGUUUCGUGAGAAUGAUAAGAUGCCUUAAAUUUUGAAGCGUAUAUUGCACGGGCUUCGAUAUUCUAAACUUUUUCCCUUUUACAGAAAAGGCAUUGAAGUCUCUCUAAUUGUAUGUGUGUCUAUUAGUUUAAUAAAUAUAUAUAUGAAAUUUUGUGCCAAACCAAAUGUGGAUAAUGCAAAAGUAAUUUACAAUACUUUAUCCAGAUGUUUAAUUCAUUGGGUAGGUACUUAUCCCAUUGAAUUUUCUAAUAUUUUCG